AUGAAGAAAGCGAUAUCGAACAUGAUUUGGGGGCCAGAUCCCGCCGAACAAAGAAAGAAAAUCAAAGCGAAUUUGCGGAGAAACGAAACUCAGCUCUCAAUCGAAACGCGGAAAUUGAAAGCUGCCGAAAUCAAGGCCAAGAAUCUCAUCAUCGCCGCCGACAAGCGCGCCCAGCGCAAUCCAUCACAGGCCGAAUCAGCGUCCCGCGAAGCCCGCAUGUUCGCCGGUGAGCUUGCCAGAGUACGGAAGCAAAGCCAACGCCUCGCUGCGACAAAAGCGCAGCUGGAUAGCGUGGGCAUGCAAGUCGAGCUCGCCUUCAAUAUGCAAAAGGUCCAGGGCACCCUCAACUCCAGCGUCGGCAUUAUGCAGGACGUCAAUACACUCAUCAGACUACCCGAACUUCAUGCUGUCGCCCAGGCGCUGGGGAAGGAACUCAUGACGGCUGGGCUCAUCGAGGAGAUGACUGAUGAGGUCCUCCCCCACGACGACAUUGAAAUCUUUGACGAAGAAGCGGACGGCGUGCUCAACGAAAUAUUGAAAAGCCGCACAGAGAAGACCGGAACGCUUCCAAACGAGUCGAUCCCGUCUGUUCCUGUCGGCCAGGAGCCUGUCGAGGUCGAGUUGGACGACUCUGCCUCGGAGCGCGAAAAUGCCAUGUAUAGGGAACGUCUCGAGGCUCUGAGGAGCUAA
This is a messenger RNA of Pestalotiopsis fici W106-1, 690 nucleotides long. RefSeq lists its product as uncharacterized. The transcript has 2 exons. Gene Ontology annotation, biological process: late endosome to vacuole transport; endosome transport via multivesicular body sorting pathway; protein transport. The coding region runs from base 1 to 690 and encodes 229 amino acids. NCBI's taxonomy places the organism in Eukaryota, Fungi, Ascomycota, Sordariomycetes, Amphisphaeriales, Sporocadaceae. The record is from RefSeq and is a predicted model, not a curated record. Gene Ontology annotation, cellular component: ESCRT III complex; multivesicular body.